GGUGGGUGGGUGGGUGGUGGCAGAGGAAGAGACAACAUUGUGUUGUGUGAGGGGGGUGUGAUGGUGGUCCACAAGAAGUUAAGCCACACGAUGUGUGGGUUACUGAGCUUCGUGUUGCUUUUGAUGUGUCUGUCCUGUCCGGGCGAUAGCAGUGUAACCUCAGGAGCGAGUCCUUACAAGACCGCAGUGCUCCUCCCUUGCCCUGAUCACUUGAAUUUUACAUUAAGGGGUCUUUGUGUUGUUACCUGGACGUGGAUCUGGAAACCUCCAGAUUGUGUGAAAAAUCUAGUCCGAUAUGAAAGCCAACAAAAAUAUGGCUCCCCCAAUUGGGAAGAAACUAAAAUAAAUCCACAUUUGAAUCGUACAGAAGUGGUGAAUCUCAAUGAAGGAAUUAGCUUCAGAGUGAGAGCAAAAGUGAACUCCGGGGACAAUAAUUGCGCAGAAAGCAGUUGGUGCCAAAUAUACAUACGACCACCACCAGGAAACCCUGAGACAGCAGUCAGAAAUUUUGGAUGCAUUUUGUACAACUUUGAAUACAUAAAUUGUACCUGGGACAUUGGGAACAAAGCACCAGCAAACACUACAUAUUGGUUGCAAUACUGGCAAAGCGAUGUGGAAGGCGUUCAGAAUUGUAAAACCUACAUUAUGAAGGAAAACAAGGUUGUUGGUUGCCAACUUCAGAAAGAUGAAUUUAAUCGUGAAUUGGACUUUAAUAUUUGCGUUGGAUCGGAGUCUCCGGAUAUAAAGUCAUACUACUAUACAUUACAUAGUCAAGGGUUUGUGAAACUCAGCCCACCAAGCAAUGUAAGUGUGUCCAGGAAUAAGCAGAAUUUUACCAUAAAGUGGAAGAUCCCUUCAACUUUGAAAGAACAGUGUGUUGAUUAUAACGUAAAAAUCAAGGUUGACAACAAUGAUUGGGAGGAAAUUAAUAUUGCCGAGAGGACUGAAGUAACUUAUCCUGUCAGAAGCCCCGAAAGCCAUCAAUAUACUAUCAAAGUCCGAGCAAUAUAUACUGAUAGGUGUGGAAUGAAUGGAAAGUGGAGUGAAUGGAGCAGCGAAUCAACUUUUGGAGAAGAAAGCUUCAAUUGGAGAAUUCCUUUCUUCAUUAUUGUUGUCAUAUUUGUGGCUUUCGCAGCAAUAUUGCUCCUCACCUACUUAAAACGGCUCCAGAUAUUGAUACUUCCACCAAUUCCUGACCCUGCAAAGAUGUUUAAAGGCGUGUUUGGGGAUCAAAAUGUAGAUUUUUCGACAUGGAUCAAACAGCCUAAAGAAAAUAUGACAUGGAAACCUGAAGAGGAAGUAACCUGUCCUGUCUUGACAGUGGAGAAGAUCAAGGUGUAUGGAAAGGAGGGAAACUUCAGUGAAAAUGAGAUGCUGGAGGAACAAACUCUGCCUGUUUAUGCUAAUAAAGACGGCUCUGUGGAUGAUAACUGUAUGCUUUAUAACAUGGUGACUUUGUGAUAUUAACAAUUGUUUAGUCCAUUUUUUUCACCGCAGGUGUCGUUCAGCUUUUUGACUUGCAGAAAUACAUGUUUACACCCACGCACUUUUCUGUCAAAGCCAUUGUCGUUUGGAUUAUCUGGCAAUUAACUCUUCCAACUAUACAUUUGGUAAAUUCUAGUAUUCUCAAAGUUUGGACUUUGGAUAUAAUCUCCAACUACUUCAGGUAAGGUCAGAGGCCAACAAUGGGAGAGAUAAGAUCUACAGUGGAUAGUUCGAUUCUUCUUGAUAUGGUUUAAUACAACCAGUUCCUGUUCAAUCUGUUUGAUUUGUGGCAACGUUUUAUCAGUAAUUUUCAGUAAAGUGCUACUAAUGUCAUUGUGAUUGUGUGCAGUAUUGCAUGUGGGCUUCUCAAACAGAUGUCUAUGGUAGCGAUUCUGAUGCAGCUGAUGAUUUCAUGCCUUUAAACAACAUUGGCAUUUCAGAAAAAACUUUCCACAGUUGCUCACAAGGAACCACAGCCUAUGCAGUGUCAUAUAAAUACUGUCAUAAAAAAUUGGAAUUGCGGUCCACACUGUUCCAUUUCAUUUUGUUACCUGGUUGCUAGUUUGUCAAGGUUAUUUUGACCCUAAGUAAGAAAACAAAAUAAAUUGAGAAAAUAAUGAUUUGUUCAUCAGGAAUUAACAACUGCAAGUAUUCCGAUGAGACAAAUGAAUCAAAUGAGUCUGGGUAGAUUGAUGGAGAAUUUUCAAACUUUAUUGACACCGCAUAUUCACUUGAGACAAAUUGAAUGUUCUUAGGUUGGUAUUGCAGAUAGAAGAUAACAGCACAACAUAUUCUCACCCUCCUAUAAUGUACCAUUUACAUUUUGUUUAGGUGAAUCCACUACAGAAUUCAGUUUUUUUUAUAAAAAGACAGUUUCUGCCUUGUAAAUCAAGAUUUUAUUUUAAAUAAAUGUGGUCCCCUUUAACUCAAUAUUUUUAUGAUUAUUUUGAAACUAAACCACAAAAAAUGUGCUGCAACUGUUUUUAAAUAUCUUUUUAACUAUUCUACAGUGAAGAGGAAUCAGCGUAAAACAUUGAUGUGUAAAUGGAAAUAAUCUCAGAAAGAUAACUUCCGUUUAUAGCAUCUUUCAAGCAAAUGCUUCACAAAAUGACAUUGAUUCAAUGUGUCGGUAUAUGAGCUAAAUUUUAUUGCAGUUCAGCAUUGCGUUAGAACAUUUUCUAUUGAAAAAUGACAAUAUUCAUGUGUGCAUAUUCUGAUGUUGUGUACUGACUGCUAAUCGGUAUUGAGGAAGAAGAGCUGUGAUAUGUAAGGGAGAUGCAGACAUACAGGAUUAGAAUGGAUCCCAUUUCAUAUCCUGAAUAAAGGUUUAUUAAAGUUA
This is a messenger RNA of Callorhinchus milii (elephant shark), 2824 nucleotides long. Its product is annotated as interleukin 13 receptor subunit alpha 1. Gene Ontology annotation, biological process: cytokine-mediated signaling pathway. Gene Ontology annotation, molecular function: cytokine receptor activity; protein binding. The record is from RefSeq and is a predicted model, not a curated record. NCBI's taxonomy places the organism in Eukaryota, Metazoa, Chordata, Chondrichthyes, Chimaeriformes, Callorhinchidae. The transcript has 10 exons. Bases 61 to 1461 code for a protein of 466 amino acids. Gene Ontology annotation, cellular component: external side of plasma membrane.